This is a messenger RNA of Rubroshorea leprosula, 2157 nucleotides long. The record is from the annotation of a GenBank genome assembly. NCBI's taxonomy places the organism in Eukaryota, Viridiplantae, Streptophyta, Magnoliopsida, Malvales, Dipterocarpaceae.
CUUAAAGAAGAAGGAAUCCUACUCCAAUAAGGAGUUGGAAAUUCUCUUUGAGUUCUAUUCAAACAAGGAGAUAGCAAUUUUGUUUAAUCCUUCCUAAGUUAGGAAUCCUACCUGCAUCAAGGAAUAGUCAAGUUAAUUCCUACUAGGAAGCGCUUGAACUGAUCUGUUCGUUUUAAUUUGUUUAGAUUUGUUGGAGUUAGAUUGCUGCAAAAUAACUUGAAUUGAACUUGUUUAGUUCAAUAACGAAUUGAAAGAGGAAAGUUGAGUGAGGGAAAAAGGCAAGAGGUGUGAGCAACACUUGAGAGAAAAGCCAAGUUUUACAGUGUGCAAAACACGAGCGUUAAGUGCCAUUCUGUGAGAGAGUGGAGUGAAACACGUAAGGGAGUGUUGUGAGGUCCUUUUAUUCUUCUGUUUCUAACAUUCGUUGCAGGUUUCAAUCAUGUCAAGCAGUGAUGACAAAUCAACCACUAGAAGACACCAUGUGGAUGAAUCUCUCAUGCUCACAGCAAUACAACAACAAUUUCAAAGGCUGGACAUCAUGUUUGGUGAGAUCAGAAACAAAAUGGAGAAGCAAGAUGCAGCUAUAGCCAAUUUAUACCAAAUACAGAAGGGAAGUCCGAAUUUGCGUAGGAAUGAUGCUAAUGAUGAUCUCAAUGAAGAUUAUGAAGAUGCAUUCAACAAUGAUGCCCAGAACUUAAAUUUCAGCAUGGACAAAUUUAUGAGAGGUAGAGGGGAUCAAAAAGGUAGGUUUAAGCGAGGAGAGCAAAAUCUGAUGAAGUGGGGAGAUCAACAAGAUCGUGACUUAGGUAGCAUCAAGAUGAAGAUUCCUCUGUUUCAAGGCAAAAAUGAUCUAGAUGUGUAUUUGGAGUGGGAAAAGAAGGUGGAAUUGGUGUUUGAUUGCCAUAACUAUUCUGAGGAGAAAAAGGUGAAACUAGCAACGGUGGAAUUUACUGAUUACGUUGUGGUGUGGUGGGAUCAGCUUGUGCUUAGUCGGCGCCUUACUCAAGGGUCCAAAAGCGUUGAGAAUUAUCACAAAGAGAUGGAAAUCACAAUGGUUAGAGCGAAUGUGGAAGAGGACAGAGAAGCAACUAUGGCACGGUUUCUGCAUGGCUUAAAUUGUGAUAUAGCUAAUGUGGUAGAGCUGCAACAUUAUGUGGAAUUAGAAGAUAUGGUGCAUAUGACGAUGAAAAUAGAACGACAACUCAAGCAUAAAGGAGCCACUAGUAGAAUUGGACAAAAUUCAGGUUCCUCAUCUUCUUGGAAAUUGAAUUGGAGCAAAAAGGAAGAAAAUUUUGCUUUUAAGCCUAAAAUUGCAACAUCUAAGGGGCAUGUUGCAUUGCAAUGUCCUAAUAAGCACAUGAUGAUCUUGAGAGAAGAUGGAGAAAUUGAAACCGAGGGUGAAUUUGAUGAUGAAUCUAUGCCACCAUUAGAAGAUGCUAAUGAUGGUGUGGAAUAUGUUGUUGAUGGAGAACUGCUCGUCACUAGGCGAGCUUUGAAUGUGCAAGCCAAAGAAAAUGAUGAAGUACAACGUGGCAAUAUAUUUCACACGAGGUGCCAUGUCAAAAACAAGCUAUGUAGUGUGAUUAUUGAUGGUGAUAGUUAUACUAAUGUAGCUAGCACUGUUUUAGUUGAAAAGCUUAAUUUACCUAUGACAAAGGAUCCAAGGCCAUAUAAGCUGCAAUGGUUAAAUGAUUAUGGAGAAAUCAAGGUAAACAAGCAAGUUCUGGUUUCAUUCUCUAUUGAACGAUAUAAGAAUGAGGUAUUUUGUGACGUGGUUCCUAUGCAUGCUGGACAUUUACUUUUAGGGAGACCAUGGCAAUAUGAUAGGAGAGUGACACAUGAUGGCUUCAAAAAUCGCUAUUCAUUUGUCAUGGAGGGGAAAACAAUUACUCUUACACCAUUGAGUCCAAGGUAGGUUUAUGAGGAUCAAUUGAGAGUAAAAAAAGAGAGUGAGCUGAGAAAUGAGAGCGAGCUUGAGGGUGUGAAAAAUAAAGAGAAAAUAGCAAAAAAAGAGUCCAAAAAGAGAGAAAAGAUUGAGAGUGUUGAAAACAAAGGGAGAAAAUCAGUGAGUGUUUAUGUAAAAGAAAGUGAUGUCCAGGCUGCGAUCUUUGCAAAGCAGCCUAUGUUUGUGCUUCUGUAUAAAGAUGCUUAUUUUAA